Messenger RNA from Ambispora gerdemannii, 663 nucleotides. The record is from the annotation of a GenBank genome assembly. Lineage: Eukaryota; Fungi; Glomeromycota; Glomeromycetes; Archaeosporales; Ambisporaceae.
GGUCGUCCAGCUUCUGAAAUCUGUGGCCAUUUUAAGCCUUUAAAUGAACAAAUUUCUCAAGAACGUGGUCUUUCAACAGGAUGCCAAGUUUGUAAAUGGUGCGACAAAGAUAUUGUUGAUUUAGUUGAUCACUCUUCAAGUAUGCCAACUGUUGCCUCAUCAUCACAAUCAGAUGAACACAAAAUUCUCCAACCUAAACGAACAUGUACACAACCAAUUGAUACAUUUUUGGAUCAUAUAACUCAAAAUGAUGAAUAUGAAAAGAAACGUAAUAAUUUGAAUGAAAUGCUUGAAAAUGCAAAUAACAUAACACUGAUAUCAGAUGGAUGGUCUAAUAUUCGUGGAGAAUCAGUUUUAAACUUUAUAUUAUGUUUACCGCAACCAAUUUUUUAUGAUGCUCACUAUACUGGAGCUGAAUCUCAUACUGCUGAAUUUAUAUAUGGAAAGCUCAAAUCAGUUAUUGAAGACAUUGAACCAUCCAAAUUUGCUGUAAUCAUUACUGAUAAUGCAACUGGUGCUAUUUUACAACAAGAACCUAACACAAUUGCACUAGUAAAGCCAGUUGAUACAUGUUGGGUUACUUCAACAAUCAAACGUAAUCUAAAAGACAAAAUUCUUGGUGAAGAAUUGUGGAGCGAAUUGGAAAAGCAGAAUGUCUUUUAG